CAGUUUGCUUUCAACAGUCGUUUAGUUCAGUUUUCUGUUGUACGUCGUCGAGAAGUUAACGCGCACAUGUGAAAUAAUUAAAAUUAAAAUUAAAAUUGUAACAUAACUGCCUAAAAACAAAAAUAAGCCCAGUCUUAAGAAAACCACGACGUAUUUCAAGUGGAACUAAAAUUCGUUAAGUGUAAAAAAGUAAAUUGCCAAAUAUAAAAAUGCAUUUACAUUAUGCCUUAAUAGUCACAUUGGCCUUGUGUACGGUCAGCGCCCUGGCAGAGAAAAGUGCUACAAUGGAGGCAAUUGCCUACGUGGAGGGUCCCGUAGUGAAGGGUAAUGUUACAUUCAUACAAAAUGGCUGCUCCGAGAACGUUCACGUGCAUGUCUAUUUGACUGGCUUGACACCGGGCAAACACGGUUUCCAUGUGCAUGAGAAAGGCGAUUUGACGAAUGGCUGCGCCAGCACCGGCGGACACUUCAAUCCGGAUAAGAUGGAUCACGGUGCACCUGGUGAUGAAGUACGUCACGUAGGCGAUCUCGGUAAUAUAGAGGCUGAUGCGAAUGGCGUCGUCGACACAACAUUCACCGAUCACUUGAUCAGUUUGACGGGCAAACGAACAAUUGUCGGACGCGGUUUGGUGGUGCACGAAUUGACCGAUGAUUUGGGCAAGGGUAGCCAUCCCGAUUCGAAGAAGACUGGCAAUGCAGGCGGACGUUUGGCUUGCGGUGUCAUCGGUGUCAAGUAAUUAAGAAAACAGACUAAACACACCUCCAUAAGUAUUUACUUGAACAAAUGCAUAGUAUUCUGAUAGAGCUUCAACAAAAUCCACUUAAGCUUUGUUAAUCACUAUGUUGUUCUUAAUUGUUGUACAUUGUGAUGUCACUUUCUAAACGGCUUCGUCUCAGUGAAAAUCUAAUUAUUUUAUUUACGAUUUUUUUCAUUUUCUCCGCUAUUUAAUUUUUGCUACUCUUGAAUCUCAUUUAAAUUUUUCAAUUCCUCUAUUUUAUGCCUUUUAACUCUUUCUCAUUUCUAACUUUAUUCUAUUUUACUCUGUCGGGAAAUUACUGCUUUCCAAAAAGCGAAUCUCUGUAACGGGUUGGCAUUAAGUAACUGGAAUCAAUAAAAAUUUUGUCUUUAAUCAAAUCUGCAAUUAAUA
This is a messenger RNA of Ceratitis capitata (Mediterranean fruit fly), 1148 nucleotides long. It is a transcript of the gene Sod3, whose product is annotated as extracellular superoxide dismutase [Cu-Zn]. Lineage: Eukaryota; Metazoa; Arthropoda; Insecta; Diptera; Tephritidae. Gene Ontology annotation, molecular function: copper ion binding; superoxide dismutase activity. Gene Ontology annotation, biological process: removal of superoxide radicals. The record is from RefSeq and is a predicted model, not a curated record. The transcript is spliced from 4 exons. Bases 210 to 737 code for a protein of 175 amino acids.